Trichobilharzia regenti is the source of this 2707-nucleotide messenger RNA. Lineage: Eukaryota; Metazoa; Platyhelminthes; Trematoda; Strigeidida; Schistosomatidae. The record is from the annotation of a GenBank genome assembly.
AUGAGUUCUUUCAAAAAUUUUUUCGAGGAUCUUGGUAAAUCGCGUGAUAAAAAAGAUAAAUCUGGUCGGAAUUCACCAGUUCCUGUAAAACCAUCAACAUCUGAUGAAGCCACCAAAAACAAAAAAUCAAAUGAAAAGGAAAUUAAAUCAUCUACACCUAUUAAAGAUACAAUAACAAAUAAUGAAAAUAAAUCGAAAGUUAAUAAAGAGCCAACAAAAUCUGAAGAAAAGAUCGAUAAAAAGAUUGAAAUCAUUCCUAAAACUGAUGAGAAGAAAGAGAAAGUAGACAACAAACCAACAGCUAAACCAGUAGAUAAAAUAAAUCCACCAAUUGAAGUAAAAAAGGAAUUACCACCACAACCAGUAGUAUCAUCCAAUGAAAAUCAAGUCAAUUCAUUACGUCUAAUUGACAGAGCUAAACAAGGUACAAGUGAUAAAGUUGAUGACAAGAGUGCAACUUCUGCACUGAUCAACUUUUUAACAUUUCCAGCAGAUAAAAUAAACUCAAAAGACAUUGAAUCACCUUCAACAACAGUUCAAUCAAAAGAAAUAAAAGUAGAAAGUGAUACAAAUAAAAAAGAAAAUGAUCUUAAAUCUCCUGGAAUCAUAAAUAAACAAAAUGAUGAAUUAAAUAAAAUACAGCCUACACCAACUACUAAUCAACCUGCAGUCACAACAGCGGCAGCAGCAGUAGAAGCUCAAAGUAAACAGAAUUUAAUCGAUAAUCAAGUGAAAACGAGUAGUUCAACGUCACAACCACCAAUAAUUACCAAUAAGACUCAAGAUGUGCCUAGUACUGAUAAAAUCUCAAGUCAGAAUUUACAGCCAGUAAUUAAAAAUCUUUCUGAUACGCAAAAUAAGCCAGAUAUUAUUGUUGGGAAACAAGAUGAAAUUAAAGUCAAGACAGAUGAAAAUGAUAAAAAGAAAAUUGUUGGUCAAACUACCACACCAACUGUUACUACUAGCAAUACUCUGAUCCCGUCAAAUAUACCACAACCUGGUACACAAGUCAGGCUGGGACGAAGUGGUGUGAUUACACGGUCUACAGAUAUACCGUCAACUUCUAACCAACUAAAUAUAAAUCAACAAUCCAAUUCACCAAAUUUAAUAAUUACCUCAGAUAAAGGAGCAAAAAGAUCUGUUAUCGAUCAGAAAGAUUAUCAAAAAUAUGAUCCAACUCAAAAACCGGAUCCAUGCAGACCAACACUUUUCUCAGCAAUAGAUCUAAAACAUUCUGGUUUCGCUGAUGCUGAAACUAUUGAAAAUUGUUGGAAUAAACUUGGUGUUCCAGAUGUUGAAGAUCUACUUUCAUAUUUAGGUUUUUCUAAACAUGGUAUAAUAAAUCUUGAUCAUUUAACAAAAGCAUUACAUGAAGCCUUAGAGAUGCAUACUUAUGAUGAACCAAGUGUACUAGCAGGUAUUCGUUCAAUGAAUAUGGAAUUACGUUUAACAGAUGCAUUAAAAAAUGCUUAUGAAAAAGAAAUUGAAAAAUUAGACAAAAAUCUUAUCAAUGAACGUGAAGUGAUUCUACGUUAUUUUCAUCAACAUUUAAAUGAAAUACGUCAAAAAAUGGAUAUUUUAUUUAGUCAAAAAGAAGUCGAAAUCAAACAAAUUCAACAGAAACUGGAUAAAACAGUUCAAUUAUCACAUGAAGUUGAAAUAAAAAAUAAAGAAGCUGAAUCCCUAUUACAAACAGAAGAUAAAUUUCUAAAUUUUAUUACAAAUCUAAGUGAUAUUAUGGAAGCAGAAAUCAAACAAUGUGAAGCGUGUAAAAAAGACUUUGAUCAUUUUUUUGUAUAUAAUGAAAAACUAAAAAGGACAGUUGAUCAAGUGAAAAAUCAAGCACAAGAUGUCAAUCAUUUCCAGCGCCUUAGAGAUUCAAUUCAAAUCCUAAAGGAUUACAGUCAAUUACUUCAAAUCAUUGUGAUUAAAUUUGCCGGUAUACAACGUCAUACGCAAUUUAUCAUAAAUCAAGAAAAAGAAAAAUAUGAAAAAUUAGAAAAAACUUUUGAAAAUUAUCAGAAAAAUCUACUUGAAUUACAAACAACAUUUGAUAACUUAUCAAGACAAAAUCAAAAGCUUAUCAAUGAAAAUGAAGUUUUACGCAAUGAAAUUCAAUCGAGAGAUGCUAAAAUAAAGAGUUUAGCAGAAGAAAAUAAUCAAUUAAAUGAAAAGUAUCAAAGUGCUCAACAAAAAGUGAACAAUUUCAAGAAUAUAAACAAUACUAACAAUAAUACUAACGGUAAUAAUACUCAUGUUAGUACAAUUAAUAAUGAUAAUAAAACUAUGAACACUAACGGAAAUAUAAAAAGCAACAAUACAACUGUUGUUACUAAUCCAAAAAGCAUCAAUGAAAAUAAGCCAAAUUCUAAAGAAUAUCCACAACCUGAUCAACAAAAUCAAAAUAAACAAGCAGUACCAGAAAAAUCAGUACCCGUAAUAUCUCCAGACAAGAAUAUUAUCACACCUUAUUUUAUGUCCAAAGAACACUUAGCUAUACGACAAUAUCAAAAUGAUUUAGAAGAAACCAUCAAGAAACAAGCAAGACAAAUUAGACAACUGAGAAUCAUAGCCUCAAAAUAUGGAGGAGUGAAUGAUUAUAUACGAAGUGAUAUAGUGGCCACAAUGGAUCAGUAGAUCUAGUAAGUUAGUUACCUGAAAAAAAAGUGAAGAUUUUCAGUGACUUCAAAAAUCCUUCAUGUAAAGU